AUGAACAAACCAAUUAAUGAUUACUCCCUUUGCGAAAAAGAGUAUGCUUUCAUUGAAUACUACAUUAAUUCAAAGAUUUUUAUCUAUCUAUCUAUCUAUCUAUCUAUCUAUCUAUCUAUCUAUAUAUAUAUAAUGAUGAAAUGGGCUAAUGUUUAUACUUACAUAUCUAUCUAUCUAUCUAUCUAUCUGUACAGUAAAAAUAGAAAACUUCUUUCUAUCUAUCUAUCUAUCUAUCUAUCUAUCUAUCUAAGUCUAUUUACAUGUAAGUCUAUUAAGUUUUAUUUCAUUCGAUCGAUCUCAAUUUUUCUGUUUAUCUAUCUAUCUAUCUAUCUAUCUAUUAAGAUCUAUUUCAUUCGAUCUGUCUCAGUUUUUUCUGUUUAUCUAUCUAUCUAUUUAUCUAUCUAUCAUGCGUUAUCACAGCCUGUUACUAUCUAUCUAUCUUUUCAUUCAUCAGUUCAUAUAUGUAAUCCUAUAACAGCCUUCCUUCCUUCCUAUGUAUUCAUCUUUUCUAUAUAUAAUCCUAUAUCAGUCUUUCUUUCUUUUUGUCUGUCUCUAUGUCUGUCUGUCUGUCUUUCUUUUUUUCUAUCUUUAUUUAUUUAUUUCUAUCCCAGUCUGUUCAUAUAUAUAAUCCUAUAUCAGCUUUUUUCCAUUCUUUCUUUCUUUCUUUCUUUCUUUCUUUCUUUCUUUCUUUCUUUCUUUGCAGAGUUUGUGUGUUAA
Messenger RNA from Acanthosepion pharaonis, 717 nucleotides. The record is from the annotation of a GenBank genome assembly. NCBI's taxonomy places the organism in Eukaryota, Metazoa, Mollusca, Cephalopoda, Sepiida, Sepiidae.